CACAACACAAAUGCAUCAAAGCCCAAACUCUCUAGUCUCAUGGGUUUGAAUCAAACCUUGAAGUACUUCUGCACCCUUGUCUUUCUGGUCUUGCUCUUCUCCUUCUUCCCCUUCUCUGAUGCAAAUUCCACCUCACCCCACGAAAUCCAAGCCAGUACUCCUUCAAAUGUGCCCACAAGCUACCAACUGUUCUACAUCAAGAACACCCCACCAUUUUCCUUGAACGAAGAAAUCAAUGACAAGAAGAAGAAGAAGAGGAGGAGGAGGAAGAAGACAACCAAGAGCUUCAGAACAAGGCCUUUCUCAGCCAUGCUCCCCAAGGGUUUUGUCCCUCCUUCUGGCUCGUCUCCGUGCCACAACGAUUACCCCAACUCCAUCGCCUUCUACUGCGACCUCUCCUCCCAGAAACCCUAGACAACCAUGCCUACAACGCAGAUCAUGAAGAUGGAUUCUGACAUUGGUUUUUCAUUACCCCCCUCUGCGCUUUCUUUGAGUCAUUCUUGAUGAUUUUUCUUGCUAUCUUUCUUAUCUUCUUUGAAGCUACUGAUAAAAAAAGUGGCUCUGAAUUUGUAAACAAGGUACAGUUUUGUUGAUCUUUGUAAUAGUGUUUCAUUUUCCAAGAAAUUAAUA
Vitis riparia (riverbank grape) is the source of this 630-nucleotide messenger RNA. RefSeq lists its product as uncharacterized. The record is from RefSeq and is a predicted model, not a curated record. The transcript has a single exon. NCBI's taxonomy places the organism in Eukaryota, Viridiplantae, Streptophyta, Magnoliopsida, Vitales, Vitaceae. The coding region runs from base 40 to 414 and encodes 124 amino acids.